Athene cunicularia (burrowing owl) is the source of this 8336-nucleotide messenger RNA. RefSeq names its product phosphatidylinositol transfer protein membrane associated 2 (gene PITPNM2). The coding region runs from base 356 to 4225 and encodes 1289 amino acids. Lineage: Eukaryota; Metazoa; Chordata; Aves; Strigiformes; Strigidae. The transcript has 26 exons. The record is from RefSeq and is a predicted model, not a curated record. Gene Ontology annotation, cellular component: cytoplasm. Gene Ontology annotation, molecular function: phosphatidylinositol transfer activity; phosphatidylinositol binding; phosphatidylcholine intramembrane carrier activity. Gene Ontology annotation, biological process: phospholipid transport.
UCAUCCUCCAUGGAAAGGAUGUUGACACAUGUGGACCAACAGUGACAUCCUUUUUCAGCAAUGCUGUCUUCACUCCCUCCUGCAUUCUAGAGCAUCUAGAGAGAUUUUUUGCAGAAGGGAUCCUCAAUGUGUUUGCUUAUUUAAGGAGCCUUUACUAAAGGCUUCUGGAUUGUAUUUCUGAGCGGACAAAAGAUUUUUGUAUUCAAAAUGCUCAUAAAGGAAUAUCGUAUUCCUCUUCCGAUGAGUGUGGAAGAAUAUCGAAUCGCACAGCUCUACAUGAUACAGGUCAAAAAAAAGCAGAGAGGAGACAUGUGGGGAAGGCAGCGGAGUAGAGAUCCUGGAGAACAGACCAUACAUGGAUGGACCGGGAGGCAACGGGCAGUAUACUCACAAAGUGUACCACAUUGGUAUGCACAUACCCAGCUGGUUUCGGUCAAUAUUGCCCAAGGCAGCUCUGCGAGUCGAAGAGGAAUCAUGGAAUGCAUAUCCUUAUACCAGGACAAGGUAUACGUGUCCUUUUGUGGAGAAGUUCUCUAUUGAUAUUGAGACGUACUACAAAACUGACCCAGGAGAGCAUGUCAACGUGUUCAACCUUUCUCCUACAGAAAAAAGACAAACCAUUCUAGAUCCUAUUGAUAUUGUUAAAGAUCCUAUUCCUCCACAUGAAUACAAAGCUGAGGAGGAUCCAAAGCUGUAUAAAUCAGCGAAGACUAAAAGAGGCCCUCUCUCAGAAGACUGGAUUCAAGAGUACAAGAACAACCCUGGGAAAUACCCCAUCAUGUGUGCAUAUAAACUGUGUAAAGUCGAGUUCAGAUACUGGGGGAUGCAGUCGAAAAUUGAGCGAUUUAUCCACGAUGUUGGCUUGCGGAAGGUCAUGGUCCGUGCCCAUCGGCAGGCUUGGUGCUGGCAGGACGAAUGGUAUGGGCUCACCAUUGAGGAUAUCCGGCAGCUGGAGAAGGAGGCGCAGUUGAUGCUGGCUCAGAAGAUGGCCCAGUUCUGCGGUGAAAAUGAUACUGAGCAGCACGGAGUCAAAGACACUCCUGGUGAGAAGGAUGUUGAAGUCAACACAGUUUCUCCUGUUGACACAGAGGACGCUGCUGGUAACAGCGAAACAGCCUCUGGGAGAUCACUCACGAAGCAGUGGUCUACUUCUUCCAAGUCCUCACGAUCUUCAAAGAGAGGAGCAAGUCCCUCACGCCAUAGUAUCUCUGAGUGGAGGAUGCAGAGCAUUGCCAGAGAUUCAGAUGACAGCUCAGAUGAUGAAUUCUUUGAUGCACAUGAGGACUUGUCUGACAAUGAGGAAAUGUUCCCGAAAGAAAUAACCAAAUGGAGUUCCAAUGAUCUGAUGGAUAAAAUUGAAACCCCCGAAUGCGAUGAUGUCCAGGGUGACUUGUAUCACGAGACAUCAGCAGAGUAUCGUGUUGGCUCCAGCGUGGAGAGGCUCAGCAUCAUUGAAGAUGAAUCAGUGCAGCCACUAAUGCAGCCAAGUAAAAUCCAUGUCCUCCUCUUGGUACUCCAUGGAGGGAACAUACUGGACUCAGGAAGCGGUGACCAGAGCUCUAAGCAAGGGGAUGUCAACACCAUCACGACAGUGUUUGACACAGUGAUGAGGGUACAUUACCCAGCUGCUCUUGGACACAUUGCCAUCAGGCUAGUCCCUUGCCCAGCCAUCUGCUCCGAAGCUUUUUCGCUGGUGUCCAGCCUCAGCCCAUACAGUUACGACGAAGGCUGCCUGUCCAACAGCCAGGAUCACAUUCCCCUUGCUGCACUCCCUCUGCUAGCAACAUCCUCCCCGCAGUACCAAGAAGCAGUAGCCACAGUCAUCGUCAGAGCCAACCAGGCCUACAGCGAGUUCAUCAGGUCCCAGGAGGGCAUGUCAUUCAACGGCCAGGUCUGCUUGGUAGGUGACUGUGUUGGAGGAAUUCUGGGAUUUGAUGCCUUAUGCUACAGCAAUCAGACCGUGUCUGAGAGCCAGAACAGCAGUCGGCGAGGAAGCGUUGUGAGUGUCCAGGAUACCGACCUCCUGUCUCCUGGAAUAACAGUGAACAACAGCUAUUGUUCCAGUGGCUCUAAUCUGGAAGCCAGCAGACACCUCAGCAGGAGCAACAUUGAUAUUCCCCGUAGCAACGGAGAAGAUCCAAAGAAGCAGCUGCCACGAAAAAGGAGUGAUUCAUCAACCUAUGAACUGGACACGAUAAAGCAGCAUCAAGCCUUUCUUUCAAGUUUACAUUCUAGUGUUCUGAGAAAUGACCCAGGAUCCAGGCGAUCUAGUAGCUCUACUAUGUUGGAUGGAGGAAAUAUUGGAAAGUUUGAAUUUGAGAUCACUGACUUCUUCCUCUUUGGUUCUCCCUUGGGUCUGGUUCUUGCACUGCGAAAAACUGUCAUUCCAGCUCUUGACAUCUUUCAGCUCAGGCCAGCUUGUCAGCAGGUCUAUAACCUGUUCCACCCUGCAGACCCAUCUGCUUCACGCCUCGAGCCUCUUUUGGAGAGGAAGUUCUACCUUUUGCCCCCCUUUAAUAUUCCUCGUUACCAGAGGUUUCCACUGGGUGAUGGCAAUUCUGCUGUUCUGGUUGAGACAAUCCAGAACAAUCCCAUCCUCCUCAUGGAAAGUAGCCCUCUGGGUGCUCUCCAGCACCAGGACAGCUUCAUGGAAACAAGUAUCCCCGUUCCCGUACUGAAUUGGCAAGAUGUUUCCAAUAAAAGUGCUGGUUUUGCUGAGUCAGAUGUUGUUCAGUCUCAUGGUGCCGUCUUCAUGGAAAGCGCGUCCCUGUCCACCCCCAUUUCAGCCCCUCAAUUCAGGGGCUUCCGGAGAGCCAGUGAGAUCAGCAUUGCCAGCCAGGUCUCAGGAAUGGCAGACAGUUACACUGCUUCCAACAUAGCCAACAUUGCUGCCAAAUGGUGGGGAACCAAAAGGAUCGACUACGCUCUCUACUGUCCUGAUGCUCUGACGGCUUUUCCAACGGUUGCUUUGCCACACCUCUUCCACGCCAGCUACUGGGAGUCAACGGACGUUGUCUCCUUCCUGCUGAGACAGGUGAUGAGGCACGAGAACUCGAGCGUUUUGGAGCUGGAUGGGAAGGAGGUGUCUGUCUUCACCCCCUCCAAGCCCCGCGAGAAGUGGCUCCGCAAGAGGACGCACGUGAAGCUCCGGAAUGUCACAGCUAACCACAGGAUAAAUGACACCAUUGCUAAUGAAGAUGGGCCCCAGACCUUAACUGGAAGGUUUAUGUACGGCCCGUUAGAUAUGGUCACACUCACAGGAGAAAAGGUGGACAUUCACAUCAUGACACAGCCACCGUCAGGAGAGUGGGUUUACUUCGACACAGAGAUCAGCAACAGCAGUGGCAGGAUUUCCUAUGUCAUCCCUGAGAACCGGCGCCUGGGCAUUGGCGUGUACCCCGUCAAGAUGGUGGUCAGGGGUGACCACACGUACGCAGACAGCUACAUCACGGUCCUGCCGAAGGGGACGGAGUUUGUGGUGUUCAGCAUCGACGGCUCCUUCGCAGCCAGCGUGUCCAUCAUGGGCAGCGACCCCAAGGUCCGCGCCGGAGCGGUCGACGUUGUAAGGCACUGGCAAGACCUCGGCUACCUCAUUAUCUAUGUCACGGGCCGCCCCGACAUGCAGAAGCAGAGGGUGGUAGCGUGGUUAGCACAGCACAACUUCCCCCACGGGAUCGUCUCCUUCUGCGACGGGCUCGUCCACGACCCGCUGCGGCACAAGGCCAACUUCCUGAAAUCCCUCAUCACAGAUCUCCACAUGAGGAUCCACGCGGCAUACGGCUCUACGAAGGACAUCUCUGUGUACAGCUCCAUCAGCCUCCCACCCACACACAUCUACAUCGUCGGCCGACCCACCAAGAAGCUGCAGAGCCAGUGUCAGUUCAUCACGGAGGGGUACGCAGCCCACCUGGCCCAGCUGGAGUACAACCACCGCUCACGCCCCGCCAAGAACACCACGCGCAUGGCGCUGCGGAAAGGCAGCUUCGGGCUGCCCAGCCAGACCGAGUUCCUGCGCAAGAGGAAUCACCUGCUGCGGACCAUCUCCUCCCAGCCUUCGGCCACCGGCGGCGGCGCCGGCCACCGGCCUGAGCGCACCCAGAGCCAGUCCGACAGCGACAAGGAGAGGGACAGGGAACGCAGCCAGAGGAGCAUGAGCAUCGCCACGGGGUGCUGGGGCCGGAGCGCAGCGUCCCGGCUGGACUCUGGCCUCCUGGGGCAGAAGUAGCCAGGCCAGAGCCAGCGACUGUUGAGAAAACAAAAAGAAAGAGGGACGAGGCCACGUUAUGGGCUGGAAGGGUAAAUAUGGUGCUACUAUAAUAACGUCAUGGUAUUCUGGGAAGAGAUGGGAUGUUUCCCACGUAGAACACGCAGGCCUUGCAGCAGGAGAGUCAGGUUUGUGCAGCACGAGCCCAAGGAACAGCUGGAAAUUGGGGGGGGGAAAGUCUCCAGGUCAAGAUCGCGCUCUCUCCUGCCUCCUUCUCUUAUCCAGGUUUAGUGACUGUAAAUACGUGCCUCCUCGCCUUGUUAGCCAUCGCUCCGACACGCAUGACCGAGUGCUGUCCUCAGAGUCGCAGAACGGGGAACCAGGCUGGGGGAACUUGGUCUUGGUUGUCCCAGGAGUCAGACUGAGGUGCUCUGCCGGUGCCGGCACGGGCAGGUGUGGGGUUUGCUGAGCGUUUCCCGGCACAGACGGCCCCAGGCGAGAGAUUUAUCGUGGGCUGUGCCAGGCAGAGCAACCGGGAGCUUCAAGUUCAGCCACUUCCUCAAGGAGUACGUGCAGUGGCAAAGCCUAAAGAUGUAUCAAUGCUGUUAGUAGAGGCAGAACGUCGGCAGAUUCACACCCAAGAAAGUGGGGUCGUUACUGUAUUACUCUUAUUUUUUAAAGAGACCUUUUAGAAGCCGAUGGAAUUUAAUGCGUUGACCUAUUAAAAGAGGAAUACAAGCUACUUUGAGCUGUUACAAACCUCAGACACUUAAUUUGCUGUUAAAGUCUCCAAAUAUUCUCGCUAUAUAUUAUUUCCAAAAGUAACCAACUGUAUAUCUGGAAGCAGCUGAAGGCACUCAGCAGCUAGGUUGCAUUGCAGUUCUUCUCAUCCAAAUGCAGGGUCUGACUCUCUCAACACCCACCUCUGAGACGUUUUCUUCUUCCCAGGUUCUCUCCAAGUUCAGUAGCAGCUUUCAUGGGAACUAGACUCGCUUCUUUUACCUGUAGUUACUGAACUGUAAAACCUCAUUGUUUUUUGCACUGAUGAUUUUUAGAAUGGAAACCUGUUACCAUCUCAUGUAGCUACACCUAACUGUUUGUAGUGCAUGACAAUGAAAUAUUGCUAAGCCAGGGUGUGUGUGUGUAUAUAUAUACAUUUGUGCAUAUACAUAUGCACACACACGUAUAUAUAUGUAUAUAUUUAAAAAAAAAAUUAAUAAUAAUCUGUGCAGAAGUUUUUCCAGCAGUAAGGAGACUGUAAGGAAGUGUGCCAACGAUGUCAGGCAACCUUAAGAAAAGGCCAUAUCUUAAUUUUCCUGGUGUGUUUCUCAGUGGAUGUGCCUGAGCUGAUGGUUUGUGUGCUGCUGGGGCGAGUCGGGGCCGGGCGCGGGGCGAAGCGCUCGCUGCUGGCCAGCACCCUCGGUGACACCCAGCUGGUGGCACCCAGCCGUGCAUCGCUCUGCAGCGGCGGGGAGAACAGUGCCUCGAGCGAGGGCUUGUCAAAAAGCCCCUUUAGUUCUGACCCUCGCGGGCCAGCCCGGCCCCGGCGAAGGGCCCGGUUCCCUCCUCGCACACACCGCCCGGGGCGGAGGGGCAUCCACCCCGGGGGAUCUGGGGUGCCCAUGUACAGCCUCCAGUUGGCCUCUUCACGUGGAGAUUUUAUAGUCCUACCGAGCUCCCCGACUACGUGUAACCCUGCUUUCCCCUCACCACACUUUCCUGUCUUUAUAUCACUUUCUACUUAUGAGGACCUUAUUUAUAACAAAGAAUUUUUUAGACUGGCUACUUCAUUUUAUUAACUGUUUCAAUAUGAAGUGCAGGACGGCCGCACUGAGAUACACAGCACUGUGAACGCUGCUCUGCUAAUUGGCUCUGGGCCACGGUAGGCAAAUCUUAACUCCUCAGACGUCCAAGGUAGAUCUCGUGCUGGCGGCGCUGGAGGGUCGAAGCGGAGGCAGAGGAGGGUCAGUGCUGAGCUGCCAGCGGCCUCUGCGCCGGGGGAGCGCUCAAACCCGACUGCCCAUCCGCUGCCCAGCGCAUCUCCCACAUCCUGCAGCCUGACUGCAAAAUGUUUAGCUACUUCUCUUUGAUAAUUAUUCAGUUAUAGAAUGUAUCUGAUGACUUUUGUUACCGAAAACUGACUUCCCUUUCUGCCAACUCAGCUUAGCUCUCUCUGAAUGUACAUCCAGAGCUUACUGGGUUUAAAAACGAUGUGAAUUGUCCCAGCUUUUUGUUAGUAAAUGUUAUCUCAAACAGAUGCCAUCUGAGUAGGAAGCCAAGCCACAAUCCAUCCUGUGAAGUCACCAAACCACAUCACAAAAUAAUUUCUGCAAAUUUGGAUAUGGCCUUUGCAAAGUUCAACUUUCCUCCAAGUCCGCAACCAAGGCAUGAUCUGUACAUUUUCCAAUGCUGACGAGAUGUUCACAUUUUCUUAUGUGUAGAUAGUGUAAAACAGAGGCAAAUGUAAAUGUUCAACAUAAAAAGUGGAUAUAUAAAAUUGAAAGUUAUUUAUUUAUGUAGAGGAAAAAAAAAAUGUCUGGAGGGACUGGAACCUUCAGGGUUUAUUAAUAUUUAAAAAUGUAGCUUUUUGUUUCAGGCAUUAUGUACAAAGCAAUUAUUUUAUGGACCAAGUUUAAUGUAACUGUCAAUGAAUGCAGAAGUGCAAUAUUAUACUCACCUCUCCAUCACUUCAUGUUUUAAACAGCUACUAACCAGUUAGACUGACAAUCACAGCACCUCCGUCCUCAUCCUUUGUUGAGCUUCUUGAAACUCGCCCGGGUCCUUUCCCUGGCCCCCCCAUCUGUUGCCAUUGUACGAAUCCAACACGGAGAAGCAAUUGUAGAGCAGGACCUUUAUUGCUGCAAUAAUACCAGAUGAGGUGGGUGUAGUUACCAGGAAAUAUGCCAAUAAGUUUUUCUCCACCGGUUCAGUCCAUCAUAGUCUCCAUCAAUCUAUCCUCAGCCGCCCCCAUCUGGCACUCGUCUAUCCGAAGCAAAGAUCAACGUGCUACUCAUUCAAAGAACAAUAGCAAUAGUUUAACUCUGUGUUUAUAACCUGUUUGUUCCAAGGUGUUUUGGAGAGCAAUGCAUGUGACCUGAUGCCUUUCCACGUAUAUGGAAGAGGGUCCGUUUGGACGCAGCGAGGGAAAGAUGAAUGUAUAUUCCAUCCUUACUAAAGGGGCACUGUCAGGUUACAGACCUAAUUUCUCUUUGUUACAAAUGUUUGCUUCCAAAGGAAAGAAUAUGAAGUUUCUUGUACUCCUCCCUAUCGCCGUUGUCUGGGCAGCCACCGGCACGGCCAGCGACGGUCGCGCCGCUCCUGCUGCAGCCCACGUCCUGUUCUCUCACACUAGCACAAUACAGCCCGCGCUGCGCAGGCUGCCUCAGUCUCUUUUUUUCUUUUUUUCUUUUUUAUUUUAAUUGUUUCCAUGGGAAUCAAAACUGCUGUGGAGCUCAGAUUUUUUAUAAAAAGCAGCUUUUUGUAUUACCGUGCUGUUGGGCCAGACUUUCUACCUGACGCUGUCCCUUUAAAGUCUUUUAAAAAAAUAUAAAAAAAGAAGAGCCCAUGCAUUCCCUCCGAGUUGUUUUCCUGGGUUUGCUAGAUCACUCAGUCAGAUGAGGCAAAAUUCUAAUACCAAAAAACGUUUACAGUGUCCGACACGCGAGCCGAGAGCAGUAACUAGCCAAAGGGUUACUAACAAACUCCCGCUCCGCCCAGCAGCCGCCGCGCUUGCUGUAGCAGCCCCUUCUUCAGGUAUCACCACAGUUUGCUGCAUUUCCUGUUAGUUCUAGAAGCCUUACGGUCCCCUCCCUGUCCUCAGCACCCCUCUGCCUGUUGAUACCCUCGACUGUCAAUUUUAUAUUCCAACGAUGUUAGUUAAUAUUUUAUUUAUAAAAAAUUGCUUUAGGGGGAACAGACCUGUGUGUGUGGGGAAGCACCGGAGGGCAUGCCCGAGGGCGCUGGGUACGCCCCUGUGUGUACAGCACCGUGCCCCGUGACUCGCUUGUGUGUGACAAACCUUCUGUACAACUUCCUUCUCCUCCUUGCUGUUAGUGCAUUGUUCCGAUGCCUGGGUGUGCUUUGUGUACAGUUAUCAUUGUGAGUUACACAGAUUAAAGAAAUGGGAAGGCUC